AUGGUUCGAGCGAAUAUAGCACUCAGCAGUGGCAGACCAGAACAGGCCAUCCGCCACUAUACGGAAGUCCUGUACAAGCUAUCACCCGCUCAUGUGUGCGCCUUCCUUAACCGUAGCAUGGCAUACAUAGAGGAGAGGUACUACGAGCUUGCUGUGGUGGACGCCUAUCGUGCUUGCAUCGCAACGAGCGAAUUGGGGAAGAAUACUUUGAUUGGAAACGAGCGCCUAAGCAAAGUAGGCAAGUAUAUCAGGGCAGAGCGGCUGCAUGUUAACGCAAACCACAAAUGGACGAGGCCACCACAUCGCAACAUUGGAAACGGUUGGGCGAGGAGUCCCCUGGCCAGUAUUGUCGUCAAUGCUACCCCAGAGGUCACUGUCCCCAAUGGAGCGCAAAUACGGCCAUUUGGGACAUCCAAAAUACCACUUGUCAGAGCUUUGGAUAUCCGCGCUGCCUAUCGACUAUGCGGCGCUCUCUUUAUGAUUGGAGGUGGUGCACGAAUGGAUGCGCUUGGACUCAUCGAUGAUACCAGAUCGAGAAUCGAGAUGAGUCCUUGGGAAAGCCGUUGGUUCGAUCAGCUGGGCAACGAAAUCAUGAAUCAACUCGUCGACGAGGUCGACCCCAAUGAUCCGCACUUAGGCCAAGAUACACAAGACAAGCGAGACGAGCGUAUGACAGAACUUAAAGAAAGCAUGAAGGCUACGACAUCAAGUGGUGGCUAUGGUGACUACUCCUGGGACCCGUAUGAGCCUAAAUUAACGGAAUCCGACUGUCAAAAGCAAAUCCACGCUUGGGUGGAGACUUGCAGCAGCAAUUGUUCGGCUUUAAUCAUUGAACCAGAGAAGACAGUGGAUACACCGGUCGAAGGUCUCAAGCCAUACAUUGAGCUCCGAGCCAACCGGGACAUCGACUCCGGAGACGUGGUACUGUCCAAGCAGACGAUCUCCAAUGUGGCGACCAGCAUCCCCGAGGAGGUGGAGGCAAAAAGACGUGCCGGUAGUUACAAUGAUCUCUAUUGUAAUGGUUGCGCGUCUUUGCUAGCUGUCCCUUUACAGUGCCCCAGCCUGUUUGUAAGGACCCAGACUCCUACGAACUCAGACAUUCGCCCAGGAGCCAGUGCCGAGGAAUCUUCUCACGAUUUGUCAAGCGCCCAUAGACCUCGGUCCUUGCCGACUCCAUCAUCCCCUCGUCAGGGCUUCAUGUUCUGUCGUACCAACCACUUGGUGCCCACAUGUUCAUCCGCCUGCCGUGAGUUGACUGAGGCUUUCGACAACGGAAUCUGUCGGACCAAGAUUGAGCAAGGACUCCGUCAGAGCCAUUUCAACGAUCCAAAGCCGAGGUCAAUGACCGACUGCAAGACUCAGUGUCUUCGUGACCUAAUCUUUCUUCGCCACAUCACCAUAGCCUUAAAUCUUGGCGAGAGUCCACUCAGAAGCAAUGACCUCAGGUUUGCCACUUCAGGCCCCAACAUGCGUGGUAUAGAGGAUUGCGAGGUGGAGCCGUGGUCCUUUAUAUCGCACGUCGUCCGCCCAAUACGCUACAUCCACCAACUCUUCGAGAACACAAACACGGACCAGUUCGUCAACCUCGGCAUAUUAGAUGGCUGGAUCAUCAAUACCCUCCUCGUCAAAAUCAACAGAGCUAUGCGCAUCACGAAAGGCCCUCGCUACGUCAAGUGCUUCGGAGCCGACGGCAUGCUCGAUACCGCUUUCGGCCCGUGGGAUGAGCGCUGGGAAGGACUCGCCGAGAUUCUAAAAAACCAGGAAGAUAAAACCCACUGGAUCGCAAGCAUCGAUUCAUUGUUCAACAUGAUCCGUAUCGCCGACCCUGCAUUGGGGGAGACUCCUAAUGUCACCGUCGUUCUAAGAGAGGGAGUGAACGUCUACGCGAUUGAGACGGAUGCUGGGCCCGCUAUCAAGGCCGGAGAGCCCCUACUGAGAGCUGCGGAAGGGCUUGAAGCACCAGCGGUGAAUGAGAGGCUGCACACGGAGGAUUUGCCAGGUCCAAUGGAAGAGACUCACGAUGGCGAAGAGGUGCAUUCCGGAGACACGAGUGAAUUCCUGGAAGAGUUCAGCGCCGACGGGGAGGAUCUCGAGGACGAAAAUGAUGCGGAUGAGCUGGGCGGAGAGGGGAUGGAGGUGGAUGGUGGGGAUUUUCAGCUCUUUGAUUGA
Molecule: messenger RNA, 2169 nt
Organism: Letharia lupina
Lineage: Eukaryota; Fungi; Ascomycota; Lecanoromycetes; Lecanorales; Parmeliaceae
Exons: 4
Coding region: 1-2169 (722 amino acids)
Molecular function (GO): protein binding
Source: RefSeq, a predicted model, not a curated record